AUGGCACAUGGAAUCCUUGAUCAGUUUCGUGUUCAUGGGAACAUGGAGUUGGAAGACAUCGGAGAGCUGUAUUUUAAAGAUUUAUGGGCGAGAUCCUUCUUUCAAAAAGUUAUUGAUGAUCAUACAUGCUACUUCUUUGAUAUGCAUGGUCUUAUCCAUGAUCUUGUACAAUCAGUUGCACAAGGUGAGUGUUUUAUAGUGAAGUCUGCAAACACCAAAGACAUAUUUGAAAAUGUUAGACAUUUGACAUUUUUGGAAGCUGGCCAAAAUGUUUCAACAACCUUGCAAAAGUUGAACAAAGUGCGGACUAUAGCAGCAGAACGAAUAGACAUUGAUGAAUCCUUCCUUCACACUUGCUUUUCAAGAUUCAAGUAUUUGCGAGUGCUUAAGUUAUUGGAAGUAUCACUACAAGUGUUGCCAAGUUCCAUUGGUUCCCUGAAACAUUUGAAAUAUCUGGACUUGAGUUUAAAUGAAGCAAUGACGAAAGUCCCCAAUUCAAUUUGCAGACUGCAGAGCUUGCAAACUCUAAAUUUUGGUUAUUGUGAGAAUCUCCAAGAGUUACCGAGAGAUAUAAGCAAAUUGAUAAGCCUCACAUCACUUUUCUUAACCACAAAACAAACAAGUUUUACAGAGAAUGGGGUGGGAUGCUUGAAAUCACUUCGAUUUCUUAGUAUUACCGAGUGUAGUAAUUUAACCUUUUUGCCGCGUGAAACGAGCUAUCUUGCUGCAUUACGAACUCUAUGGAUAGUAGAAUGCAAACUGCUGGAUUUGGUGGACGUAAACUAUCAAGGAACUCCCCGGAGGCUCCAAAAAUUGAUUAUUAAAGAUGUACCACGGAUGGUGGCAUUGCCUGAAUGGUUUCAAGGAGCGGCUAACAUCCUUCAACUCUUGGUUAUUGCCAGGUGUGAGAAUUUGGAGGCAUUACCUGAGUGGUUGAGAAGUUUCACAUCACUCAGAAAGUUGGUCCUUGAUUCAUAUCCGAAAUUGUCAUCUCUACCAGGGAGGAUGUGUUCUCUUACCUCCUUAAAAGAACUUGUGAUUGAUGAUUGUCCCGAAUUGGAGAGGAGAUGCCAACGCGACAUUGGAGAAGAUUGGUCCAAAAUUUCUCAUGAGCCACAUGUUUCCUUUCACUUGUUUGAUUGA
Molecule: messenger RNA, 1143 nt
Organism: Prunus persica (peach)
Lineage: Eukaryota; Viridiplantae; Streptophyta; Magnoliopsida; Rosales; Rosaceae
Product: putative disease resistance protein RGA3
Exons: 1
Coding region: 1-1143 (380 amino acids)
Source: RefSeq, a predicted model, not a curated record